UUGCCAUAAUUUCCAUCAUGUUCAUCGUCCUCUCCACCAUUGCCCUGUCUCUCAACACACUGCCCGAGCUGCAGAGCCUUGACGAGUUUGGCCAGACCACAGACAACCCCCAGCUGGCCCACGUGGAGGCCGUGUGCAUUGCAUGGUUCACCAUGGAGUACCUGCUGCGGUUCCUCUCCUCCCCUAAAAAGUGGAAGUUCUUCAAGGGCCCGCUCAACGCCAUUGACUUGUUGGCCAUCCUGCCAUAUUAUGUCACCAUCUUCCUCACUGAAUCCAACAAGAGCGUGCUGCAGUUCCAGAAUGUCCGCCGCGUGGUCCAGAUCUUCCGCAUCAUGCGUAUUCUCCGCAUUCUUAAGCUCGCACGUCACUCCACUGGCCUCCAGUCCUUGGGCUUCACUCUGCGGAGGAGCUACAAUGAGCUGGGCUUGCUCAUCCUCUUCCUUGCCAUGGGCAUCAUGAUCUUCUCCAGCCUUGUCUUCUUUGCCGAGAAGGAUGAGGAUGACACCAAGUUCAAAAGCAUCCCAGCCUCUUUCUGGUGGGCCACCAUCACCAUGACGACCGUUGGGUAUGGAGACAUCUACCCCAAGACUCUCCUGGGGAAAAUUGUGGGGGGUCUUUGCUGCAUUGCAGGGGUCCUGGUGAUUGCUCUUCCCAUCCCCAUCAUUGUCAAUAACUUCUCUGAGUUCUACAAGGAGCAGAAGAGGCAGGAGAAAGCAAUCAAGCGGAGAGAGGCUCUGGAGAGAGCCAAGAGAAAUGGCAGCAUCGUAUCCAUGAACAUGAAGGAUGCAUUCCCCCGGAGCAUCGAGGUGAUGGACAUUGUGGUUGAGAAAAGUGGAGAGAACAUGGGUCAGAAAGACAAAGUGCAAGAUAAUCACUUGUCUCCCAACAAAUGGAAAUGGACAAAGAGGACACUGUCCGAAACCAGCUCAAGUAAGUCCUUUGAAACCAAGGAGCAGGGAUCCCCUGAGAAGGCCAGAUCAUCUUCUAGUCCUCAGCACCUGAACGUCCAGCAGUUGGAAGACAUGUACAAUAAGAUGGCCAAGACACAGUCUCAACCCAUCCUCAAUACUAAGGAGCCAGCAACACAGAGCAAACCAAAGGAAGAACUUGAAAUGGAGAGUAUCCCCAGCCCCGUAGCCCCUCUGCCCACUCGUACAGAAGGGGUCAUUGACAUGCGAAGCAUGUCAAGCAUUGAUAGCUUCAUUAGCUGUGCCACAGACUUCCCUGAAGCCACCAGAUUCUCCCACAGCCCUUUGGCAUCACUCCCCAGCAAAACCGGAGGUGGCAUGGCCCCAGAGGUUGGCUGGCAGGGAGCUCUGGGUGCCACUGGUGGUAGGUUUGUGGAGGCCAACCCCCCCCCUGAUGCCAGCCAUCCCUCUGCUUUCUUCAUUGAGAGCCCAAAGAGUUCCAUGAAGACCACCAACCCCUUGAAGCUUCGAGCACUUAAGGUCAACUUCAUGGAGGGGGAUCCCAGACCAUUAGUCCCCGUUCUAGGGAUGUACCAUGACCCUCUUAGGAACCGGGGGGGUGCUGCGGCAGCCGUUGCUGGGCUGGAGUGUGCCACACUCUUGGACAGGCCUGUGCUGAGUCCAGAGUCCUCCAUCUACACCACAGCAAGUGCUAGGACACCCCCCCGGUCGCCAGAGAAACACACAGCAAUAGCGUUCAACUUUGAAGCAGGUAUCCACCAGUACAUUGAUGCGGACACAGAUGAUGAGGGGCAAGUGCUCUACAGUGUGGACUCCAGCCCCCCCAAGAGCCUCCAUGGGAACACUAGUCCCAAGUUCAGCGUCGGGACAAGAUCAGAGAAGAACCACUUUGAAAGCUCCCCCUUACCCACCUCCCCUAAGUUCUUAAGGCAGAACUGUAUUUACUCUACAGAAGCAUUGACUGGAAAAACUCCCAGUGGUCAGGAAAAGUGCAAGCUUGAGAACCACAUCUCCCCCGACGUCCGCGUGUUGCCGGGGGGAGGAGCCCAUGGAAGCACACGGGAUCAGAGCAUCUGAACCACCUCCACACGGAGGAGAGACUUGUGGCAGGGUCCAAAGAGGAGUGCUGUUCAGCUUACCUGCCGUGGAGCUUUUCUGCAUGACCUCUGAAACAGAAAGGCUUUGUAAAGCCCCCAGAAAGAAGAGAGACCAGAGAAAUCUCCCUUAAAACCUUGAGAGCCGUUAACGGGUCCAUCAGAGUGAAGUUGGCCAAGCCACAGGGUAUGGCGCCUCCUUGUAACAGCUCCACGGCCCUCUUUGGAAGAUGACAAGAGCAGAACUCACAGCCACCACUACCACGUUCUAGACAUAACCAAGGCCACCUACUCCCCAUUCUUCUCUCGUGGCUUUCCAUCACAGCCUCUGAGGGCAAGAUCGCCAUCCCUCCUGGCUUCAGCUGGAGAAGGAUGCCGGAACAAGUGGCUGGUGUUAAAAGAGUGGGUUGACCAAUUUGGUUUUGGGUGUUGCCUGGCCACCUCUAGGAACUUCUGUCCAUCACCUGCUGGAUGGAUCCCAUUGUUAGAAGGCUACAGGGAAUGCUUGUGUCAUGGGGAAAACUGCACCAUAAGCCACGAUCCCAGCGCAAAACCCUUCCUCAAAUGUCUUCAUUGACUUCAGUAUUCCGUAGUACCUGAGAUUUUAUUUUGAGAUAUCAUCAGGGUGAGUUGCACCACUUGUACUCAAUUCUAAUUGCCCCCUGGCAAUCUGGGAAGAGUUCAGAAGGCGGGCACUCAGCCAACAGUAUGAACUCUGAGCAUUGCUUUAGGGUUAUAGAAGGAAAAUGCUUUCUGUACAUCGCUAGUGUAGACUCAAAAGAUAUGCAAGUGUCAAAUAUGCAGAAGAAUAGCUUAUUCAAAGAGACUGUAUGUUACCGAAGAACAGAAUAAAAUCUGAUUUUUUUUUUUUACCUG
This is a messenger RNA of Aethalodelphis obliquidens (Pacific white-sided dolphin), 2899 nucleotides long. Its product is annotated as potassium voltage-gated channel subfamily B member 1. Gene Ontology annotation, molecular function: delayed rectifier potassium channel activity. The record is from RefSeq and is a predicted model, not a curated record. Gene Ontology annotation, cellular component: axon; dendrite membrane; neuronal cell body membrane. The coding region runs from base 18 to 2006 and encodes 662 amino acids. Gene Ontology annotation, biological process: potassium ion transmembrane transport; action potential. The transcript has a single exon. NCBI's taxonomy places the organism in Eukaryota, Metazoa, Chordata, Mammalia, Artiodactyla, Delphinidae.